ACUUGAGAUCUUCCAUCGGGACGGUUCUUAUUUGCGUGAGUGAAUUGAGUCUGUAGAAAAUGCGUCAGAGAGCUUCGGUGCGGAGCCGUGGCUCAUCUUCAACGACUGGCAGUGAUCCACGGGAGAAGAUCAAAGAUUGCUGCCGGAAAUUUGUGGCUUUUAUGUGUACACAAGUGGGAGUUGGGGCACUUAUUGUAGCCUAUGCCCUUGUGGGUGCGGCAGCAUUUAUGUCCGUUGAGACGCAGGAGGUGAAUCCUCAGCUGGAGUAUGCGAUGAAUUUGAGACGAAAUUGUGCAAUGGAUCUGUGGACAAUUGUUGAGGAGCACAAUUUGUUCAAUAGAUCCGAAUGGUUGAGGGAUACUAAUGAAGUGUUGGUGAAAUUUCAGUCAGAUUUUGCGGCAUUAGUGCGAAAGGGUUACGAUGGUAGAACUCCAGAUGAAGUUUGGACCUUUCCGGCUGCUCUGAUGUUCUGUUUGUCGGUAUUCACGAUGAUUGGGUAUGGGAAUAUGGUGCCACGGACACAAUGGGGCAAGGGUACGACGGUUAUCUAUGCUACAUUCGGUAUUCCUCUGUAUAUCCUGUAUUUCUUGAGUAUGGGUCGGGUUUUGGCUCAGUGCUUCAAGUGGCUGUACAGAUGGUUUCAUGAGUGUAGUCAUGAAGGAGGAACAGAUGGGGCUACCAUUGAUCCCGAAUCGGGUCUCCCGAAGAAGGUCAUUGUGCCCUCGACAGCCUGUCUCUGGGUCAUUAUUGCGUAUGUGGCAACAGGGACCAUUAUGUUUGCUGAAUGGGAGAAUUGGAAUUAUCUGGACUCGGCAUAUUUUUGCGUUACGAGUCUCUGUAAGAUUGGUAUUGGGGACUUUGUCCCAGGAGCCAAUAUUCUUGAUUCCCAGAGUGGAAAACAAACGAAAUUAGCCAUAAAUUUUGUUUACAUGCUCUUUGGGAUGGGUCUUGUGGCCAUGGCGUACAAUCUCAUGCGUGAGGAAGUUCGUGUGAAAAUGAAGGAGAUGAAGGAAGAUCUCAGACUCUGUAUGGAAGAUGUUCGAUUGAGAUUUGCCAAAUGCUGUGGUGACAGUGAUAAAGAUUCUGCUGAAGACUUUUACUUUGAAUAAGUGAAGUGCGCGUUGUAGACAAUUUAAACAAAAAGAAAAAAACUACAAGAAUUCCAUUUAUAUUUAUAGCAAUAUGUUUUUAUUUAUAUUGACUCGAUGGAAUUACUGGGGAGGUGAAUGUGAGCGAAUAAAUUUGAAAAAAAAAAAUAAUGUGAAGAUUCUUAAGUGGGUCAGAAAUUUGUGAGUGACUCGGUGGCGGAUGAUGAUGUGAGAGAGACAGGAAAAUAUUCACCAGAAAAUCUAUUUUUAGCACUUUCGCGCAAUAUUCACACUCUCACCAGAGUCAGGCGGAGGGAGAGGAUAGGGGGAAGGCGUAGAGACUUCCACGAGGAAUCGCAGCGUAAGAGACGGAGGAUGCUGGGCAACAACCCAGCGAGAUUAAGUGGCUCUGGUGGCGGACCAAUCCGUCUGACGGGCGUCAGUGGUUUCGAGGGACGCGUGAAUGAUGUGAUCUACUGUCCACCGCUCCAGAAGCCCUCAGAGGCGGACGGAGAGGAGCCAGAAAAUACGGCAGUUGUGUACUUUGGUGGUGACAUUCAGGACUUCCCAGAGAAUAUGCAAGUUCAUCGAGACAGUAAGGCCUAUAUAAAGUAUAAUUUGGAGAAUACGGCGUUGAUGCUGCGGAAUAACUUUCCAAAGUCCCACAUUGUGAUAAUAAAGGCCGUCAGCCAUGUAUAUUUUAGGAUGGAAUUCAAGACAUUCAGCUGCUAUGAUAACUUUGUGAGGGGCUGCAAUGCCGGAAUUCCAGAUCACACACCCAUGAAUCAUGCACUGCAACAUCUCGAAAAACUCUUGCAGAACAUCCCAGUGAGGAUUCGUUCGAUACCAGAAAGUGAGCUCAUCAGUCAAAUGACGGCAUUUUCGAGCUCAACAAGUGCAACGGCGACGACAACGUCAACGGCGACAGCAACGAGUUCAACGGUAACGUCAAAUGCAGCUGCUCAGGAUACUGGGCAGGAUAUGGACAUUGAUAUUCUUCAAGUGCAGGACACUGUGAAUGUUGAGUCGGACAGCGGAAUCGGUUUCACCUGCAAGGACAACUCAUGCAAUUCAAUUCCUCGAUUGCCGACGGAUUUGUCUCUCGAUCUCCUUCAGGCUGCUGAGGAGUCCGUGGACUCAAUAGGAGUUCCUAAUGCCAGUGAUUUGCUGUGGUGGCGCGAAGGGUUGAACCUGGACAAGGCCACACUUACGUUGAUUGCCUUCAGCAAGGGCAGCGUGGUGCUCAAUCAAUUUAUCUAUGAGUUCCACUACCUCAAGACCCUCACGCCCGAUGACAGCAGCAUGAUGAGGCUGGUGUCGCGUAUACGUGACAUGUAUUGGUUGGAUGGGGGUCACAGUGCGCCCAAGAAUACGUGGAUCACGUCACGGAGUCUACUGGAGACUCUGACGCGACUCAAUAUCAAUCUGCAUGUACAUGUGACGCCGUAUCAGGUGCUGGAUGAUCGGAGGCCAUGGAUAAGGCGAGAUGAGAAGGCUUUUACGGAUUUACUGAAGAGAUUGGGAGCACCACUUACGCGGAUUCUGCAUUUUGACUCUGGUGUGACGAAUCUCUUUACGCACUUUGAGGUGCUGGAGGUGUUUCGGCAGGCCAGGGUGGAACCUCCGGCGCAACCGGAAGCGGUGCCCAGUGAAGCCACCCAGAGCACAUCGAGUGCUCCGGCUACGUCCACGAGUGUCUUGCAGGAGACUGGAAAUGCCAAGAAUGCCGAAAGUGAGGAGAACUGACAGAGAUCUAAAAUCAUCCGGAUUUCUGGUGGUGCAGAGUGAUUGUUCAAUUUUUGAUUUUGUGAGUGAGAAUGUUUUAUUUCUUCUUUAUUCGUACAAUGUGAGUGUCCUGUCAGUCCCUACCCCCCACCAAUUCCCUGCCAUCUGAAUUAAUCCGAGUUUAAUUCACUUUCACUUCCCAAAAAACGUUCCCCUAUCCCUUUACUCUGUCAGUCCAUUCCUCAUGUUUUUUUUUGUUCUAAUUUUUGUCUCUAUUGAACGAAUCGUGCAACUUUGCAGCAUUUUACAUCGAGACUUUUAUGACCUUUUUCAACCUCAAUCAUUUAGACCAGAUAACAAUUUUAUUUUUAUUUUUAUUAUUUUAUAUUCUGGGGGAUUAUCAAUCAGUUCAAAAUGUCCAGUCUCGAAGAUACAAAAAAAAAGAUUUUAUUGAUGAAAUUUAGUCCGACUUUAGCAAAAAUGAAAAAAAUAUAUAUUUUCAUUAUUUGUAAAUAAACAUUAAAUUUUCUCACAAAAAAAUGGAUUAUGAGAAAAUAAAAUGGAAACUUUCAAGAAAAAAAAAUCUUAUCUAAGAAAAAAUUAAUAGUUCUUUGUGUAAAACACAUUACCAAAAAAAAAACGGUUGAGAACAAAAAUAUCACAGAGACAAAUGGAAGGAAAUAAAUAAAACUAUCAAAAAAUCAAA
Messenger RNA from Phlebotomus papatasi, 3519 nucleotides. Its product is annotated as mitochondrial protein C2orf69 homolog. Gene Ontology annotation, cellular component: mitochondrion. NCBI's taxonomy places the organism in Eukaryota, Metazoa, Arthropoda, Insecta, Diptera, Psychodidae. The record is from RefSeq and is a predicted model, not a curated record. The transcript has 6 exons. The coding region runs from base 1464 to 2834 and encodes 456 amino acids.